Molecule: messenger RNA, 428 nt
Organism: Anguilla rostrata (American eel)
Lineage: Eukaryota; Metazoa; Chordata; Actinopteri; Anguilliformes; Anguillidae
Gene: polr2k
Product: RNA polymerase II, I and III subunit K
Exons: 4
Coding region: 143-319 (58 amino acids)
Biological process (GO): DNA-templated transcription
Cellular component (GO): RNA polymerase I complex; RNA polymerase II, core complex; RNA polymerase III complex
Molecular function (GO): zinc ion binding; DNA binding
Source: RefSeq, a predicted model, not a curated record
UCGUAUUUAGACCAAUCGUGGUAGAGGUUGUUGAAAGCCAAUAAGGAGUCGUAAUUCUCGCAGGUUGUUUUCGGAUUGCGCGUGCGUGCCUUCUACAGAAGGUACACAAGGCAAAUAAACUGUUUUCAACGCAGAAUUUAAUAUGGAUGCUCAAAAAGAUGUGCAACCGCCUAAACAGCAACCCAUGAUUUACAUAUGUGGAGAAUGUCACACAGAAAACGAAAUCAAAGCCAGAGACCCCAUCAGAUGCAGAGAGUGUGGUUACAGAAUAAUGUACAAGAAAAGAACGAAAAGAUUGGUUGUAUUUGAUGCCCGAUGAACCUUCCCAGCCCAUGGAUAUACUUUUCCCUGCUCACUUUUAUUUUGAUCUUUCAGUUUCAUAAUUAUUGCAUGUUUCAUACUUUGGGAAUAAAAAAAUGCUGUUAAGA